Messenger RNA from Alligator mississippiensis (American alligator), 11168 nucleotides. RefSeq names its product U2AF homology motif kinase 1 (gene UHMK1). Gene Ontology annotation, cellular component: neuronal ribonucleoprotein granule; nucleus. The record is from RefSeq and is a predicted model, not a curated record. The transcript has 8 exons. Gene Ontology annotation, biological process: peptidyl-serine phosphorylation; positive regulation of translational initiation; regulation of protein export from nucleus. The coding region runs from base 589 to 1899 and encodes 436 amino acids. Gene Ontology annotation, molecular function: ATP binding; protein serine/threonine kinase activity; ribonucleoprotein complex binding. Lineage: Eukaryota; Metazoa; Chordata; Crocodylia; Alligatoridae.
CUACUGAAAAAUACUGGAGGAAUUCUUCCGUGAAAACGAGCCCGGAGACCGCAGCAGGGGCGAAUACUUUUAGCACGACAGAUUUCUGUUGGAGAUCUCUGCGUUUAUUUUAUGAAUCACGUUUUUACGCAGCGCGAAUAGCGCGUGGCACCCCGCGCCAGCCUCACGAGGAUGUCGGGGCACCCCGGGGUGCCGCAGCCCCCUGCUUGAGACACGGCGGGUUUAUAGCGUGGCGCAGCGGAGGGCGGGGCUGUGGGCGAGGGGCGGCCGCGGAGGGCAGACACCCCGCCGGGGCCGCGGGCAAGGGGCGCACGAAGAGGGAAGUCCCCUCCCCGGAGCCCUGCGCUCGCUUCAGGCGCGGCCCGCGGCGGGGCAGCGCCGCUCCGGGGAGCCUGCCGCAGCGCGGGUCGGCGCGGCUGCGCGCGGGCAGGAGAGAGCCAGGGGCCGUCCUCUUCCCCGCGGGCCCGGCCUGCAGCAGCAGCAGCGGCGGACGAGAGGGGGCGGGGCGGGGACACGGCCCGCCCCGCUCCGCUUCCGCUGCCAUGGCCGGCCGUGCGCGCUAGGGCCCGGCGGGCGGGAUGUGAGGCCAUGUCGGGCUGCGCGUGGGGGGCGCCGCCGCCGCUGCUGCUGGAGGCGCUGGGCCGCCUGUGGCAGGUGCAGGCCCCGCUGGGCAGCGGCUCGUCCGCCUCCGUCUACCGUGUGCGCUGCUGCGGCGACCCCCGCGCCCCGCCCGGCGCCGUCAAGGAGUUCGUGCCGCAGCCGCCGCUGCCGUCGCCGGGCCCGGCCCGGCCCGGCCCCGCGCGCCGCCCCGCCGCCGGCCCCCGCCCGCCCGGCUCCGACUACGCCGAGUACGGCUUCCGCAAGGAGCGCGCCGCCCUCGAGCAGCUCCGCGGGCACCGCAACAUCGUGACACUGUAUGGUGUGUUCACCAACCACUUCUCUGCCAAUGGGCCUUCACGCUGCCUCCUGCUGGAGCUGCUGGAUAUCAGCGUUUCAGAGCUGCUCCUUCACUCCAGCAAUCAUGGCUGCUCUAUGUGGAUGAUCCAGCACUGCGCCCGAGAUGUCCUUGAAGCCCUGGCUUUCCUUCACCAUAAAGGCUAUGUGCAUGCAGAUCUCAAGCCACGCAACAUUCUGUGGAGUGCAGAGGAGGAGUGCUUUAAACUCAUUGACUUUGGGCUUAGCUUCAAGGAGGGGAACCAGGAUGUGAAAUACAUUCAAACAGACGGGUACCGGGCUCCAGAGGCAGAAUUGCAGAACUGCCUGGCCCAGGCUGGGCUCCAGAGUGAAAUAGAGUGUACCUCUGCUGUGGAUCUCUGGAGUCUGGGAAUUGUUUUACUGGAAAUGUUCUCAGGAAUGAAACUGAAACAUACAGUCCAAUCUCAGGAAUGGAAGACAAGCAGUUCUGCCAUCAUUGAUCACAUUUUUGCCAGUGAAGGUGUGGUAAAUUCAGCCAUCCCAGCCUAUCACCUCAGAGACCUUAUCAAAAGCAUGCUUCAUUAUGACCAAGGAAAAAGAGCCACUGCUGAAAAGGCCUUGUGUAGCCCAUUCUUCAGCAUUCCUUUUGCUCCACAUAUUGAAGACCUGGUGAUGCUUCCAACUCCUGUGCUGAGGUUGCUAAAUGUUUUGAGUGAUGCCUCUCUUCAGUGUGAAGAAGAAUAUGAAGAUAUACUGGAAGAUAUUAGAGAGGAGUGUCAGAAAUAUGGACCGGUGGUUUCCUUGCUUAUUCCAAAGGAGAAUCCUGGCAAAGGCCAAGUCUUUGUUGAAUAUGCAAAUGCUGGUGAUUCCAAAGCUGCCCAGAAAAUGCUGACUGGAAAGAUGUUUGAUGGCAAGUUUGUUGUGGCUACGUUUUACCCACUGAGUGCCUAUAAGAGAGGAUAUCUGUACCAAACCUUGCUCUAGAUGGCAGUAACAAUCAGGAGAGUAGUUUUAGCUUCUCUUCCUCAUUUCAUUGUGUUUUACAAUUGAAUGUACAAAGAGUUUCUUAGCCCUGCUUUGGAGUAACUUAAAGGAAGAUCAGUGAAGGACAGAGACUGGGCUUGUGCCCUCUAUUGCUGCUUUAUGAAGUCCAAAGGAGGCCCACAUGGCUUCAAUUGCAUACAUUUUUUUUCUGCUUGUUUGGUUACAUUAGAAAUAUGUCUCUUCCCUGUCCUGGAAGGCUCUCGGGUGACUGGAGUAGUAGUGAUACUAGCAUGGGACUUGAAGGCCAAGUAGUUAAUUGACAGGUACUUUUAGGCCAUUACAUUUAUUUUUAUUUCUACACCUUAACACUUACUGUUCUUGAGAACUGGUGAUUUUGCUGAAUAUUCAACUUGUCUUUCAGUAAAAUGGAAGAGUCCAUAGUUUGUGUGCUCUUAGGCACCCCAGAGGGCCUCUAUCAGAUACAGAGAAGGCUUGACUGACUUUCCUGAUAAACCAGGUAAAGAAGCAAGCAGAAGCCCCCACUUCUGAGGUGGGUGGAGAAGAUUUCAGGUCUUCACAUCUAAUGAAGUAGUGGGCUACCUUGAGACUGGAUCCACCUGGCCUGUAGAGGUGCCCAGUCACUGACUUCUGACCCAAGAAGACCUUUAAAACUUCCCUCAGCACUAGAUGUCUGCUAACAUUGUCAGGGAAAUGACACCAGUGUUGGUGAGGGAACCUGUAGGCAGGUAGUAAAUUUAUAUGUGUGCAUGGGCUAGGAAGAGACUGAAUGGAUACGGAGCAGUGUCUUCAGGGAAAGUGCCAAUUUUAGUCCCAACAACCCCUGUAGCGCCUUGUAACUAAAGUUAUAUAGUAUCUUUGAAUACGAGGAGUCACCUCUUCAAACUAAUAACUAUUGCUGGCACUAAAUGUAGCCCACAUAAGCAUUUUUGGGUAGCAUUUUUGUAAAGGAAGGCUGGAGCAUGCAGUAUUCCUUUUUAAAGGAUCAGGAAGGAUAUCUAAUCUUAAGACUUCUAGGGGAGAACAAAUGUUUAUUGUAGUUUUCAUGCUUGGCUUCUAUUGUGUUGUGUGUUGGGGUUUUGUUUUUUUUGUUUUUGCUUUUGCUGUAGCCAGUGUUAAUCCAUUGGAAUUGCAGUAGUAGGCAGCAAGCACUGACACUUUUGGUCCUUCUUUGGUUACACAAAAGGGCCUGAGGCAAUCCAAGAUCUUUCAUAACAAAAUAAUCCUACUUGACUGACUUGGGACCUUUUCCGGGGUGCUGUCUUUCCCAGUGCCAUUGGGAACAAUAGGGUUAGCAAGCCUGGGAAUUCGAUGCUCUUGGGAGAGCGACAAUUUGGCUGUGACCAGUAUUGUUGCAUCAGCAUAGGGUCCCCUCCAAUACCAGUUAGUGGUCAAAAUCCAGAUCUGGCUCUACUCUUGCCUCUUUACCACUGAGUGAGAAUCACUUGUGCACCAGUUCCAGGGCAGCAGUUAAAAGGCUACUCUUCCAUGGGGUUUGCAGAUCUGGUUUUCUCUCCCCACCUCCAUCUCUGAUAUCUGAUCCGAGACAGAUACUUCCAUUUCUCCUUUCAGACUCAGAGUCAAGUAGCCCUGUGGGGGCGAGGGAGUGGAAUAUCCAGGCUUGAACCUCUGGCACUUCUUUCAUCAUUCUCGUCCUGAGCCCCGAUUUUAAUUCAUUUUUCUACCAGAAACAUGCUGGCAUAGCUCUCUGAGCUGUCCCUCUCUGGGGAGAACUGCAUUUUGGCAGUUAAGCUGGUGGCAUCCUGCCAGUGCUGGACUUUCCAGAAUUCUGCACUUGACCUUGCCUGCUGAUAUUGCUAAUAUGCACAUACUGUAUGUCAAGUGAGAGCUGAAGUCUGUAGCAUUUCACAAGUUGCUUUGGUCUUCAUUCCUUCUUUGAUGAUGCGGAGCAGCUGCUGCCACACACGGCUGAAGUUGAAACUAGCUUCCCAUUUUCGUACUUUCCCUUCACUUACUCAGAAAGAACCAGUCUUCUUGAAUUUUUUUCCAGGCCAAGAAGAAGUGUUUGGUAUUAUUUUACCCCCUGAGAAAUUUGGUAAAAAUCAACAAAGGAGUUUUAACAUUGUGUUUUUUAAAUUUUAACUGAUGAUUGCUUCACUGAUCAGCCUUUUUCUGAGUGUCAGUUGGCUGUACCUCCAGUGAGGCUUGGCUAUAGGGAACAUGGCUUGCUUGGCUUUUGUUAGCCUUGCAAAGAAGUUACCUGUAGUGUCCUGGAGGAAUGGGAGACGGUAUGUUUAGUGGUUGCUUCAGCACACGAGGAAAUGAUUUUUAAACUACCAAAAUUCUAGAUGUAUUGUUACGUGAACUGACUUGCUGUUGACCCCUGCCUUCACUGCUCUGUUUGCUGAGCUUAGCUAUGGUAGGGAAUGGCAAGGCCUUGUUCACAUUCAAAAUGCCGUGUUAACACAACACUUGCCAAUUUGUUAAAUACUCUGUGCAGAGGGGUAGCGUUAUUUAAAAUGUGGUCAGCUGGAAUGACUAAGCAUGACAGUCCUUGUCUUAGCUCAGUGCUUGUCUUUCCUAUUUAGACGAGCCCUGGAUGGGAGAAGUGUAUCAAAAGGGGAGGCAUCCGUGGGGGUGCUUGGGAGGGAGCCUUGUAACCACCAGUGAGGUGAGUGGAGGAGUGUGUGGAGGGAUGGCAUUAAUCCAUGGUCUUGAGGGCAAGGAAGGAUUGUGUUGGAAAUGAGCACAGAGCAUCCCAUGCAGAAGCACUGAGUUCUGAGACCACAGGAAGGGGCUGCAAGGAAAAGACAGGAGUGCAUGUGCAGGAGUUGCAGGUAGCCAGGAUGGGAGCAUGCUGUUUCUGAUAAACUUAAAUUGAGUCUGAUGGGAGCUAAGAGUGGUAUAUAGUGAAGACAGAAGGUGAAGGGUGUGCCUGUACAGGACUUCAAAGGCUCCUUUUUUCUAGGUACUAAACAGUAUGGAGAGAUUUGGCAAUGUUCUCCAUCCUCUCAGCCAGUUUGCCACCCAGGUGUUAACUUCCUGGUGGUAAAUUAGCAGGCUCGGCAUCCCUUGCUGCAGUCUCAGGAGACAGGCCCAGUCCUGAUAGCCACAUGUUAGCUUGAGCUUUGGUUUAAACACCAAACUGCUUCCUUAGGGAGGAGCAAAAGGGAGAAUGGCAGUGGGAUCCAGAUAGUGCCCCAAACCCUGCUUUGUACAGUGGUGCUGCCGUUUCAUAACCUAGCAGGCUGCCUGCACCUCCUUGGCGUCCAUCAUCCAGGAGGGUGAAUUGGCCCCAUAACCUAAAUGCAAGCUUAGUGGAUCUUCACUGCUUCACAUGGGGCUUUCCCUACAUGGGUAAAGGCUCCCAAAGUCCUCUAUCGAAUGAAACCAAAUCUGGGCUAGGAUCCUUCUGCGUGUGUUUCCAGGCCACUUUCAGGCUUGCUGCCCAGCUCUCUCAUGCUUCGUCUUGUUCCUCUCCCCUUGUAGGCUGUCUCUGGCAUACAGACAUCAUCCUGGCUCUCCACAGGCCUCUCUAGCUUUUGGCCUGGGCACCACUGUUCGGGCCAGCAAUUUGGUUGCUUCCAGGGCAGUCCACACACUUGUUGGUUCCCAUAUGCCCCAAUAACUGCCUUUACUACCAUGGCUGUCCCCUUUGUCCCCCUCUUUUCUGUAGGAUAGAUUACUGUCUAGCUCUUCCUUUCCUGGCAUAUUGAGGGUAGCUGGAUGGCUUGAAGUAUUCAUAGGGAAAGUGUUUGUAGCUGGAUCCUGUGAUCCUGUGCUUUUAGGUUUGCCUGUGCUUAAAAAAAGAAAGUGUUUUUGUUCAGUUGUUGGAGCUGCUAAUCCUUAGCCCAGGAGGGAGAACUGCCUGCUGUGAUGGAGGGUCAUGUUCUUGUGUGUCUUGGCAGAACUGAUUCUACCAAAGAUGUUGGUUGGGCUUUUUUGUUAGAUAGCUUUAAUUCAGUAGAUUUGAACCAAAUACACCUGCAAAAUGCAAACUUCUUGAGUAGCUUUUUCUCUUGAUGCCAUGUGAAAGCAAGGAUCUGAGCACCUACCCAGGAAAGAUCCUAGGGUUCUUUUUGGCUGUCUGUUUCCUGGUGAGGAUUCAGGAUGUUAAUCAGGGUUGUCUUAGCCAUUGCAGUCUGGCCUCUGCAACUUCCCUCCACAGUUUUGAUUGAAUACAGAAGGGCACCAUGCAGCUUCAGACAAAGAUGAAUUCAACCAGCUUUUGAGAGAGGACUUCUUAAGAGCCAGCCUAGUAAGCUUUCUAUAGAACAGCGUAGUUGAAACCAGAUCCAUUGUCUCUCAGUACAGGAUCCUGAUGGAUGCACCUGUAGCUUUGCAGCAUAGUCAAAGGCAGUUGGAAGCUGUUUCCUGUUGUGUCUGAACUAUGCACAGGCAUGUAAGGAAGUGAGUAAGUCCUCUAAUAUUGCCUACUGUUUGGUAGGUCUGGAUCUUCUCAGUCUUUAUUGUGGGGAGGGAGGGAUUUCACUUCAUUGCACAAGUUUCUUCUGGCUGAGAGCUUCACUGAGCCUCUUUAUCUGUGCCAAUGCAGCCCGCUGAAAUAGUUACCUUGUUUUCACCUUUGUCUCUGGCUUGAAUGUUUUCUCUUACCCUGUCAUGGGCAGUAGAAAUCCCUCACUAGCAAAGGAAGGUUCCUAGGGUACACUUUCUCAAUUUAGCAGAGCUGAUAAUGGCUGUGAGACUGAGACAAACAGAAAUAAGACAUUACUAUUGUCCCUCGCUCCCCACAAUCCCCCUGCCAAGGGCCAUUUUGCCAAAGUGAGUAGAAAACUUAACAGCUCUCUGAAGGACUCACACCCUUUUAUAGGCCUAGGCACCAGGUGGCUAUUGUGGGCCUGUUGCAGAGAUUGUCAUAGCAGAGCCUGGCUUCAGCUCCUCAAGGAGCCAGACUCCAACAGGCAGGGCCCUGGCUAGUAGAGCUCUGCAGAGGCUGGCGAGUUCCAUCAGAAGCUGGAAGUUGCUUCUCUGCUUGGGUGUCAUUUUAAUAGGUCGCUCAGCCUCAGCCUUGUUUGAGCUAGGCAAGUGGGAGUCAGCCAGGCUGCACUACUAGAUGCUGGAAGUGUAUCUAAUGCAGUAACAAAGCAGUUGAGCAACUCUAGCUGAAUCAGGUCUAUCAAGGCUGGCUAGUUUUUCCAGUGAAGGAUCCAGGACUUGAGUCUGGAGUGCUCAGUUGCUUUUGGCUGAUUUCUGCUUCCUCAGGUAUCCACUUGAUGAUUUGAAGCAUUCUUAGCUUGGCAUCUUCUAGCCUAAGGUUCUGCCUAGCUCUGCCAGGGUUGUUGCCUACAGCCGCUACCCCUUGUCCCCAUUCUCACUAGGUUGGCUCCUUGAGGUGACCUCCCGCUGCAGGCAACAAUGAUAGUUCCAGCAGGCAUGGAAUUAGGUUGCAGCCGGCCAUUCAGCUCUAACCCUUGAGCCUCAGUUGAAGGUCCCAAACAAUCUGCCAUGCUUACAUGGCCCUCUAAAGCACAGCAUUGAACUGUUUAAGCUAUGACUGUUUACCAAGAAGCUCUGGGAUCUGUUGCAGUGUGGCAUGGAUGCUUAUGCAGGAAUGCAUCAAUGUCAAAUGUCUUCCAGUGAUACUGUUUCAUGUGUGGGUAUAAGUACAAUCCUAGCUGACAUCUAAGACAUGCAGCAUUUAAGUAUUUAAGAGCAAUUAUGUGUGACCUUUUGGGAUCUUUACAGUAGUUGCAUCAGUACAACCCAAGAGUGAGGCACUUCAGCUGAGGUGUAGCCAAUAUGCCAGGGACAAAAAGUAACCAGCAUACUAGGGAAGGUUCAGUAAAAUAGACCUACCCAAGGCAGCUGAGUGCCCUCAGUGAAGAGAAUCUUUUUCGUGUGACUGUCAAACUGCCAAUAGAAAUUGAUUUGGGACUGGAGGGGAACAGUCACAGUGAAGUUUGCACAUGGGUUUCAAGAGGCAGAUAGGAGAUCAGUGCCAUCACUCAUUCCCACAGCAGAGAGAAGCUAUUCCACUUAAGGCAACAGUCUCCUUGUUUGUCUUAACCAUGGUCUCCCCUGACUGUAACUGUGGUAAGCUACUAGAGUGACCAGACUCAAGUGGAUGGAGCCCUGUUGUCCAGCAGUGAAAUAAUGACCAAAUCUUCCCAUCUCUGUAGGGUGCAACACUGGGUACCAUUGUGACCUCACUGAUGAUGUUUGUAUUGCUGGAGUGGUGAGGGUGAGGGGAAGGGCUACCAGAUGACCUGAAAGAUUUACUCACUAGAAACUUUGAAUGGCAUCUGAACUGUCUGCAGCAGUGAGAUUUCCAUUACAAUGAAAUGCACUUUGUAUGAAUGUCUGAUGAUGUCUGUAUUAAGUGAAAGAGCAAUGAUGCUGAACUGCAGCAUAGGGUGUGUAUAACACUUGCUGGUCUCCUUUGCUUUGGUCUACUGGCGGCUGGAGAUUACUGAUAUAUGAUGAUCGUUGGUAUGCUACUAGUUUUUUUAAAUAAUUAAAUGCCUUUUCUUUUCUUAACAGUGGAUGGAUUUAUUCCUUUUUUCCUGUGUGUAGGAGCCUGCCAUAAAUUGGGUAGGGCACUGAUUAUGGGGCCUGAACAGCAUUUCAAGAGAGGAAAUAAAUAUCUGUGAGACUAACUAUUGAGAGACCCCCUCAGAAGAAAAAAAGUACUUUGGCUCCUUGCUUGUGUUAUGGGCAGAUGCAGAAGUUGCUAUAACCCAUAUUGCUCAUACCACUGAAUAAUGGUGUUUUAUCUUUAAAGCCUUCCCUUUGACCAUUCAUGCCCAUCCUCAGAAUAUUUUUAGGUGACAUCUAGAAGUUAGUGUAAGAUCAGGUCUUUACUCUUGAAAUGUAUGCAUCUGUUUCUAACUCAGGUUCAGUUAUUUGCAUUGGGUAAAGUGCAGAUAUCUUGGAGACAUAAAUGGCAGUAAUGUGAUAACUGUAUCACAGGACACAGCUGCUGUGAAGGUACACACACAGUACCUGUAGCCAGGUUCUGUUGUGUCUCCUACCCUUAUCCUUACCUGCAACAAAUUAACUAGGAAACCUGGUUUAAUCUGUAGAUCAUUAGCCUGACUUUCAGAAGAAAGGAAACAUCUAGUCUGUAUUAUCUGAAGGUGGGGAAGGGAAAUUUGAUUGAGUUAGAGCUCACUAGAAGCAAGGGAGGGAAAGGACCCAGCCUGUCUGUCAGAGCCAACAUUUUCAGGGUUACUAGUUAGGGAAAAAUAAAACCGUCUCCUUGUAAAUUGCUGCACUGCAUGAAGCCAGCUGAUGAUGUGAGAGCCAACAGUGGUACUUAAUCAUGUCUUCAAGAACAAGGCAGUGGGAGGCAUGUCUCCACAAUGAGCAGCAUGACCUUUUCCACAUGUUCCUUCGGAAUUGCACAAAUGCGCUAUUAGAAAUAUUCCUCUCCUUCCUCCGGGUAUGUUUACUUGAGUCCUAGUACUUGGAGUUUAACUCUUCCUUGGAAUCAACCAGAUUUAAACAACUUGAUCAGAUAGGAAGAAAUUCUUUGUCUUGCUGUGAGAGUUGCUUCACAAUCUGAAGACAAAGCUGUUUUAUAGGCUCUAACAAGAUUUUCUCUUUUUUUUUUAAUCCUUUUUUCUCCCCUGGCCCCCCGCCUAUAUCUUUUGGUAUGAUUUUAGCUUCUAUCAUAGUACUUGGAAACUGGUGGAGUGUUGUCCGCAGGGUCACACAGCAUCCUAUAACAGCAUUCCAAUCUUCUGUUCACCUCCAUCACCGACUCAGAUCAGUGCCAUCUGCGCCAAGUCAGUGCCAAGAUCAGUGCCAUCUGUCAUGAGCAGUGGGGUGCUGGAAUGUUAGUCUAACAGCUUGGCUUAAUGGGUUUCACUGCUUUUGAUCAUGCUCUUGUUACAGCUGUGGUUCAUCUCAAGACAAAGUGUUCAGGAACUAGAGAGAGAGAGAUGCUUCACACAAGUUAAUUGCGGGGAACACAUUUGUAUUGCAGUUGUUAAGUUCACUGAAACUUAAUGUAGCUCCUAUUGGAAAGAUUCAUUCAGGUCCCAUCAGGUUGGCCUGUUGCUAGAUAAUGGCCCCCUGCCCAUACCUCUCCAGUAUAUUGUACUGACAAAUGACACCUAGGGAGGAAGAACCAGCAGCAUACCUACAGGCUGGGGAACUCCCUUCUUGUCAACACAGAGGCAGAAAAGGAUCUUGGAGUAAUUUAUAGACUCCAAGAUGAACAUGGGUCACCAAUGUGGGGACAUGGUCAGGAAGGCUAACCGCACCUUGUGAUGCAUCCACAGAUGCAUCACGAGCAGGUCCAAGGAGGUGAUCCUCCCCAUCUAUGCAGCAUUGGUCAGGCCACAGUUGGAGUACUGCAUCCAGUUCUGGGUGCUGCACUUAAGGAGGGAUGUGGACAGCAUCGAGAGGGUCCAGAGGUGGGCCACUCACAUGAUCAGGGGGCAACAGGGCAGGCCCUACGAGGAGAGGCUACAAGACCUGAACCUGUUUAGCCUCCACAAGAGAAGGCGGAGAGGGGAUCUGGUGGCCGUCUAUAAACUGGCCAAGGGAGACCAGCAGGGAAUGGGAGAGACCCUGUUCCCCCAAGUACUACUGGGAGUAACAAGGAAUAACGGCCAUAAGUUGACUGAGAGUAGAUUCAGGCUAGAUAUUAGGAGGCACUACUUCACAGUCAGGGCGGCUAGGAUCUGGAACCAACUUCCAAGGGAAGUGGUGCUUGCUCCUACCCUGGGGGUCUUCAAAAGGAGGCUGGAUAGACACCUUGCUUGGGGUUGUUUGGCCCCAGCAUCCUUUCCUGCCCAUGGCAGGGUGUUGGACUUGAUAAUCUACUCAGGUCCCUUCCAGCCCUACCAACUAUGAAACCAUGACACUAGUCUAGUGCCACUCAAAUGUUAGGCUUACACCAGGUUGUGGCUACAGGCUGGUUCCACUUACAGCCAAAGAUACUUGGACAGUACCAGUAAGAGAUGGCAAUUUUUUGCAUAUCAGCCUAUUUAUUAUAUGCAAAGAGAAUGAUUCUCUUGUGUCAAGACCAAUGUAGCUUUUCACUGCUGUUCUCCCCUCUCCCCCAAAACUGCUGGCUUAAGCACAAGCCUAAUUGCUGAUUUAAUUCUUUGCUUCCAUCCACUGUUCCUUAAGGACAAGGCAUAAGCACUGUGUUUUACUUCAGUGUUACAUGUCUAUCCUUUUGGCUGUACCCUGUUCUGUAAACAGGCCUUUAUUCAGAUGAGAUGUAAACUGAUGUACCCCAUUAUGCACUGUUGCUGAGCUGAUGUGUGCUUGAUACAAAUGAUUAACAAAUAAAGCUUCAAUAUAAGGAGGUUAAA